Molecule: messenger RNA, 150 nt
Organism: Acytostelium subglobosum LB1
Lineage: Eukaryota; Evosea; Eumycetozoa; Acytosteliales; Acytosteliaceae
Exons: 1
Coding region: 1-150 (49 amino acids)
Source: RefSeq, a predicted model, not a curated record
AUGAAGUCCAGCCAUGUCUCCUCCAGCGUCUUGAUGGGCUUCUUGCUCUUCCUCUUCUUGGCAGCCUCUACUUUGAUGUAUAGACACUUGCCGUCGAACUUUUGUUUCUUGAGCUCCUCGAUCAGUGAUGCCUUGCUCAUCGUGCUGUAG